CACCAUCGCAGAAACCGUAUCGUUCCUUUCGUUCAGCUCGGCUCAUUACUGUAUUUUUUCCUAGCGAUUCGAUUCGAAGUUGGUUCGAUUUUGCUGACUAGAAAUCUUUGAUUUUUGCUUGCUAUUUUGCGUAUCAGAUCGUCUAUAAGGAAACCUUGUGAAAGCACCGGUCAUCUCGUACCAUUUGUGCAGAACUUAGCGGAACUGACAACUAAAAGGUUUUUCUCCGGAUACAAGCAUCAUCCCGGAGUCUGUUGGGAUACGCCAAGCGUACACCAACAGUUUGCGAGCGAACAAAAACAACCAGUUCAGUAUUCGUCAGUGUGUGAUAAUAACAAGAAAAUAAAAAAAAUCGUGGAUUUGCAAUCAGCCAUCCAAAGGAAGGAAACGGAGAAUCCCACUGUGACAGGUGGCGAUUGUUGGUGCAUGUCUACCAUUUAGUGGCAAGUAAAGUUAAUUCAAGUGAAGAGACCCGUUCGCUAGCUCGAGAAGCUGCGAAUUGUGCUGUGCCAAGUGUCAUUUCAUAGUGCCAACUGUCAGUAUCGUUCUGACGUUGCUCGUGCAGUCGACAUAAAUUCGGGUUGGGCCUAUCCAUCAAAACUCUACCGUUGCAUCUCUUUCCCCUGGAGUAAUCCAACCAGUCGAAUCGAUCGCCUUUCUACGUUUGUUUGCAAUUCAGUGCCGACGAGGAAACGUGCAAGCUACGCGUAGGAGUUAAAGCUAUUUGCAGGAGAGCAUUAACUUUUGGUGUGUCCUCCGGCGUCAUCAUGAAUGUGAUGAACAAUAGUAGCGGCGACGAGGAGCAGGUCGAGUGUCCCCUGUGCAUGGAACCCCUGGAGGUGGAUGAUCUCCACUUCUAUCCGUGUACGUGUGGUUAUCAAAUUUGUCGAUUCUGCUGGCAUAGGAUCCGCACCGAUGAAAACGAACUGUGUCCCGCAUGCAGGAAGGCGUAUCCGGAGAACCCGGCGGACUUCACGCCCCUGUCGCAGGAGCAGAUUGCGGCCUUUAAGGCGGAGAAACGGCAGCGAGACCAGCAGCGGAAGGCGAAAAUCUCUGAAAACCGGAAACAUCUGGCUAACGUACGGGUGGUACAAAAGAACCUGGUAUUCGUUGUCGGACUGCCGCCGAGAUUGGCGGAUCCAGAAAUUCUGAAAAAACACGAAUACUUCGGCAAGUACGGCAAGAUACAUAAAGUUGUCAUAAAUCCUAGUUCAACGUACGCUGGAGUCCAGGUCCCUUCUGCUUCGGCGUACGUCACGUACAUCAACAACAACGACGCACUAAAAGCCAUUCAAAGCGUCAACAACAUCAAUAUGGACGGGCGGCUAAUAAAGACGAGCUUAGGCACCACCAAGUACUGUAGUCACUUUAUGAAGAACCAGACUUGUCCGAAACCGGAUUGCAUGUACCUGCAUGAACUGGGUGACCAGGAGGCUAGCUUUACGAAGGAGGAAAUGCAUCAAGGCAAGCAUCAGGAGUAUGAGAAACGACUUCACGACACGAUGCAGGCGCAACUAGGUCUAACGGCAGUUAACGGGGUAUCAUCCGGAGGUACGGUGAUGAACGGUCUCAACAACAGCACCGGUGGUGGUGUCGGUAAUGGCAACGGCAAUGGCGGAAACGGUACCGGAACCGGCACCACCACGAACGGUAUUCUUGCAAACGGUACAAACGGCAGCGGUAAAACAGGUGAUUCUAAACAUAUAAGCGACAUAACCAAUGGACCAAUGCAAAGCAAAGAAGCUUGGCCAAGCUUGUCCACUUCGCCGAUCGACGGUAGCACUCAUGGCAAUGGAGGCGGCGGUAGCAAUAAGGAGAAUAAAAUUAACGGUAAAACAGUCGGAAGCAACAAGGAGAACGGUUCACGUAAACACGAAAAGUCUCGAACAAAAGGGGGUAGAAAACAUCGUGGUACUCGAGACAGUGACCGCAAUCGGGAACGGGACCGUGAUCUCCACAAUAAGGAUCACGGAGGUAAAGACAGUCACAGUAAGCGCAAUUCCAGUAGCAGUAGCAGCAGCAAUAACCGAAGCAGCAGCAGCAAUCACGUCAAAGAUAGUACAAUUUCUUCUGGUGCUAAUAGCAUAACGAAUGGUGGCAUUAGCAGCAGGAAAAACGUUGACGCUGUCGCAGCUAGUAGUGCAUUUGGGGCAACUAGUACUGUUAGUACAACAGUGAUCAGCAACGGUACCGGUAAAUCGGUGAAUAAUGGCGUUAAUGGUCACAUAACUGGGGAUGAAGACAGUGGCAAGGAAGUACAGAACAACGGUAAAGUUCUAAAACCGAUGGACAUUGGAUGUGGCAGUCUAGCUACAAGCGAUAAGCCAGCUACCCAUCUAGAUGACUUAGAUGACGAUGACGAUGAGCUGGACUUUGAAGAUCUGGACAAUGAUGCUCUAUCGUCGGACAACGACGGCAAAACGGAUACACCUUCGUUGAGCAGCAGUGGUUCGUCGCGUGCCGGUGGAGAUAGUGGAAGCACUUUAAGCGAAACGCCCAGUGGCAAGAGUUCCCCGACUGCAUUCCCCGAUCCUUUGUCGGUUGUGAACAAUGUGAUAUCGACUGGAAAUACGACAACGGCUAUUGUCGCCGUCCCAGAUGACGCUGUGCCUAACAGUGGUGCCAUCGUGUCGACAGCCUCUACCGCCAUUACCAAUGGUAUUAGUAGCAGUAGUAGCAGCAGCAUCAGCAGCAGCAAUUUUUCCUCCUCUUCGUCUGCUAUAGCCUCCGAUGACAAGAGUGCUAGCGACAGUACUGAACUCGUGAUAGAGCCUUCAUCUCCAGCGUCUCUGUUUGGCAGCAGCGGCAAUGAUGAUAGCGGUAUAACCACAACGAUGACCAUUACGACGUCGAUAGCCAGUAAACAGCAACACCAACAGCAGCAACCGCCGUCACCACAAAAUGGCAUGAAUAAGAUCAAUAGUCUGAUUGAUAGCAGCACCUCUCGGUUUGCAAAACUAGGCAUUUUCGAUGACAACAGCAGUUUCUUCUCACACAGCUCGUUCGUUCCGUACAGUAACUUCAACAAGCUUGAUGGUGUAGUCAACAGCCAACUAGAUGGUAUUCAACCAUCCGGACUUACGUCCUCCCAGCUGCCGGAUCUCCUCAGCGGUACAAAUGAUUCCAAUGAGCAGCACACAAAAGAGAUCCUCAAAAAUUUGAACAACAUUCAGCAGCAACAGCAGCAGCAUAAUUUGCUCAAUAACGUGCAUUUGCAGCAAUUGAAUGGUCUUGGUCUAGGUAAUGGUGGUGUCGAAAACGGUACCACCGAAGAUUGGGAGGCCGCGUUUAGUAAGUACGUGAUGCGCAACAAACUAGACGUUGAACAUCACGAGGAGCUGUUACGACUGCAGGAGUUGCAAAAGCGUAAUAUUAUGAACAGUGGACUGAACGGGGCAUCGCAAUUCAAUGGCUUUAAUGGAGAUUAUGCAGAUUACUUUCACAACACAAACGAACUUAACAGUAGGUUGUUGAGCCAGCAACAGUAUGCUCAUCAACGGUUACAGCAACAGCAGCAACCGCAACACACUGACAUGAAUCACAUCUACGCGGGCAACAUGUCAAAGUUUUUUGAUUUCCAUAAAAAUCAACAGCAGCAAGCAGCACAACAUCAACAACAACAGAAUCAACCCUUUUUACUCAACGGACAUUCGUCACUUACGGCACCGGAUCCGAUGAACAUAGCUGGUAUUUUGGAAAACAGCCGGCUAAGCUCUCACUUCCUAGAACAACACAGUAAUGGUUUGCUAGGUUCUCAGCAUGUACAAAAGCAGCGAAUGCUAAACGGCCAGCUGAAUGCUCAUAGUAUCCUGUUGAACGGGGCUAAUCCACAGCAUCAGCAGCAGUCGCAAUCGCCGCAGCAGCCAAACAGUAGGUUACACAAUCCUCAACAGCAGCCAUUUUCGCAGCAGCAAAAUCCUGUUGCUGAUGAUGACUUAGGUUUUGACCCGUUCAUCGAGACACAGAAGGCGCUCGCAGAGCUCAUCAACGACGAGAUUAGCCAGCAGCAGAUGCCGCAAAGUGCAACAACAACCGCACCUAAUCACAGUAAAUUACUAGAGAACGUUCAGCGGACUCGUAUGCCUCCACCAGGCUUCAACCAUAUGAACGCAUUUGGCUUUGGUGUUCCGAGGCCGCAUGUGUCAAGCAGCAAAAUUCUUCCCUUCAUGAAUCUAACAAACAACUCACAGCAACAGCAACAACAACCUCAACAACCGAGCUGGGGACAGCAGCUACAGCAGCAGCAGCAACAGUUUAUGGGAUUCCAGCAGAAUGAUCAGAGUCAUUUGGCACAAUCCCAACCGCCAAGUGGCAAUAAUAAAGCAGGUUACGGCAAUAAUUUCCCCGAUUGGACUUCGUUUGAUCCAGCAAUCGUCUCGUUCCGUCAAUUUUCUUUUAUGAAUGGUCCCAACCAACCUGGUGACGUUUUUCUCUCAGCCCAGCAAGCACCGAACCAGCUAAACCAGCAGGGAAUGCAGCAACCAGGCCAAGCAUUCGGGCAUCACGGCAUCAACUUGCCAUCGAAUCUAAUGAGCCAGCCGCCGUCGAGCAACCCGCAAGCACAGGUCAACUUUUCCCACGUCAAUGGCAACUGGCUCAACAGCGAACAGAACGCCUUCAUGAGUAACCUUCCAACCGGUGCUAGCUUUGGAGUUGCCGGUUUCGACAAGUACAGCAUUCCGAUGCCACCGGGAUUUCAAGCAGCAGCCGCAGCGGCAGCAGUAGCAGCAGCUGUUGCCGGCAAACAAAAAGCGGAGUGCAUUAACUAAAUCGACAGGGUCGUCGUUUCGGUUGCUAUUUUGGUUGAACGGGUCGCCACGGGGGCGUCGAUAAUAGUUGAGGGCGAAUUUUAUUAUUUACUUUCUUUACAUCUGUGAUCCUAGAUAUUCGUUAAUAAUGCUUUAUUUCAAAGAAAAUUUCAGUAUAUAGCCAACAGUAACUUAAAAAGGUUAGAUGUGUGUAUACUACGAAUAGUAACUUUUCUAAAUUUAAAACUAAAAUUUGAAACUUAAGCGCAAUCGUUUCAUAUUCGUGAUUAUAUGGGCCCUACUCUCGCAAUCACAUCACUCACCAGAGCGAUUUUCGCAGUCAGUGUUCCUUACUGUCAACUAGCUGACUAGAGUUUCUAAGUGACUAUGAGAAUGAUUAUGAGCAAAUUUGUUUCAUCCUAGUUGAGGUGAAUGUGAGAACAGGGCCCUAAAUACCUAUCGGGAAGCUACGCUUGCAGCUAUUUUGAAUCAAUUAUUUUUCUCGUUUUCAAGAUUCUUGGAUUCCGAUAAUAUGAUUCUUGGAUUGGAUCCGAAUCGGUCUUCCGGUUCAUCGAUCGAUGAAUUCAAACUUACUACCGUUAUGGUACUCACCGACUAGUUCGAAAUUAUCUGGUUUCCACACCCUUUCAUCAAUAACAUUCAACCUGUUGAAUAGUAUCUGAUCGAAAGCAUCGAAGUUGUAAAAGUCAUUGAAGAUUCUUCGUCAAAUAUUUCUUUAUGUAAUUCCAAUUCACUUACACAAUGGCCAUUUAAAGCAGAAUUUGUUAUAAUAUAAUAGGAUUGUUGAAUGGAUGCGGCUUUUUAGCUUUCACGAAAAGGCUGACUUGUAAAAUAUAUCGUUCAAGUAGGUUUUACUUCUUAAAAUCACUUGGCAUUUUGUUGCAGUUAUUUGGGACCUCUCAUCAUUUAACGAUAGCCGCAUGAGGCUGCGUUUCGAAAUGACCUAAUCUAAUUCAUUGUCCUACAUUUGUUUUAAACUUUAUACACUCUAUUUAAAUUUUUACUUCUAAAUAAAUAAUUUGCAUAGAAAAAUAUGCAAAUCCAGCAACAUAAAUUAAACUAGCAAAUUUAAUCAACCAACAACUUAGUGCUCCGAACAAUAUGACAAACAUGAACCAAAACAAGACAUCUACUACUUCUAAACAUAUAUAAUAACGAACGAUCGCCGAAUAGUAAAAGAAAAGGGAACGGCUCGUAAAAGAUCAUUCAGCUAUAUUGAUUAUGGUUAUUAUCAUUAUUAUUGUCAUUAUUAUUAAUUAUUAAAAAUAGAUCCAACACAAAAACACACAUUUAUCCAACAAGGGAAAUCAAAAGAUAUAAAUAUAACGUCAGCUUAUUCCUAUCCUCGGUAGCUAAGAUACCAUCGCUUAAACAGGAAGGGUGUAAAAUUCUCCCAUCCAGAUCAGAUUUACAAUAUCUGGGUCAUGCUGCGUUCGCUAUUACAGUUGUAACGAAAAAAAAAUCCUAUACAGAAUAAUGAUGACGAUCAAUCAGAUAAAAUAAUGUUGUUGCUAAUUGCUGUGAAUAAACCUGUACGCAGACAUAAAUGAAGUGAUAUGUGAGAGCACAGCUGCAAAAUAAACCAUGAAAAACAUUUGCUAAUGUCAAAGGAGUUGCUUGGUAAGAGUUUGGUAACGAAGAAACCAGUAUGAUAUGUGAAUGACGAUAUAAAAAUAAAAGCUGUAAAAGAAUUAUUAUGAAAACAUCGUGAAA
This is a messenger RNA of Wyeomyia smithii (pitcher-plant mosquito), 6482 nucleotides long. RefSeq lists its product as uncharacterized. Gene Ontology annotation, cellular component: CCR4-NOT complex. The coding region runs from base 768 to 4769 and encodes 1333 amino acids. Gene Ontology annotation, biological process: protein ubiquitination. Gene Ontology annotation, molecular function: ubiquitin-protein transferase activity; RNA binding; metal ion binding. The transcript has 16 exons. NCBI's taxonomy places the organism in Eukaryota, Metazoa, Arthropoda, Insecta, Diptera, Culicidae. The record is from RefSeq and is a predicted model, not a curated record.